AUGUUGGAAUUUUCUGAGGGGAUGUUCCUAGUUCUGCUUGUCAUUCUGUUCAUCCUUGGAAAUCUAGGGAACGGGUUUCUCGGAUUGGUCAUUGGUAGCAGCUGGUUCAAGAGCAAGAAAAUCUCCUUGUAUGACUUCAUCAUCACCAACCUGGCCAUCUCCAGGAUCGUUCUGUUGUGGAUUAUCUUUGUUGAUGGUUUUUUAAUGUUAUUCUCUUAUGAAACUCGACAUUCAAGGACAGUAACGAUAAUUAUUGAUAUUACUUGGACAUUCACAAGCCAACUGUCUGUUUGGCUUGCUACCUGUCUUGGUGUUCUCUACUGCCUGAAAAUUGUCAACUUCUCUCACCCCACAUUCCUCUGGCUUAAGUGGAGAGUUUCCAGAGUGGUUGUAUGGAUUUUAUUGGGUGCACUGCUCUUAUCCUGUGCAAGUACUAUCUCUCUCAUCAAUGAAUUUAAGAUCUAUAAUGUCCUCAGUGGAAUUGGUACCACAGGGAAUGAAACUGAACACUUCAAAGAGAAACAAAGUGAAUAUGAUCUACUUCAUGUCCUUGGGAAUCUGUGGCACCUCCCUCCCUUCGUUGUCUCUCUGGUCUCUUUAUUUCUGCUCCUUCUUUCUCUGGGGAGGCACAGGUGGAAGAUGCAGCAAAAUGGUAUCAGCUCCAGAGACCAAAGCACAAAGGCCCACAAGAGAGCUAUCAUCAUCCUCAUCUCCUUCCUCUUAGUCCUCAUGCUUUUCUUAGUUUCCUUUAUAAUUUUUUCGUUGAGUCGUUUCCUACCAGAUGCUAAGUUGGCUGUCAUGGUUGGUGAAGUCAUUACAAUGUUGUACCCUACUCUCCAUUCAUUUAUUCUCAUUCUGGGGAACCACAAGCUGAAGCAGACUCUUGUGGCAAUGCUCCCAUGUGAGUUUGGUUGUCUAAAGCCAGGAUCUAAAGAACAUGUUUCCCCAUAG
Messenger RNA from Dipodomys ordii (Ord's kangaroo rat), 951 nucleotides. It is a transcript of the gene Tas2r3, whose product is annotated as taste receptor type 2 member 3. Gene Ontology annotation, molecular function: G protein-coupled receptor activity; bitter taste receptor activity. The transcript has a single exon. The record is from RefSeq and is a predicted model, not a curated record. The coding region runs from base 1 to 951 and encodes 316 amino acids. Gene Ontology annotation, biological process: G protein-coupled receptor signaling pathway; sensory perception of taste; detection of chemical stimulus involved in sensory perception of bitter taste. Gene Ontology annotation, cellular component: membrane. Lineage: Eukaryota; Metazoa; Chordata; Mammalia; Rodentia; Heteromyidae.